Mus musculus (house mouse) is the source of this 2114-nucleotide messenger RNA. It is a transcript of the gene Asb6, whose product is annotated as ankyrin repeat and SOCS box-containing 6. Gene Ontology annotation, cellular component: cytoplasm. The coding region runs from base 115 to 1371 and encodes 418 amino acids. The record is from RefSeq and is marked validated. NCBI's taxonomy places the organism in Eukaryota, Metazoa, Chordata, Mammalia, Rodentia, Muridae. Gene Ontology annotation, biological process: protein ubiquitination; intracellular signal transduction. The transcript is spliced from 6 exons.
AGGAUAACUUCCGGUGCGGAACUGGGGCCUGGGAGGAUUGCUCACCGGCGCGGGGUCUGAACCGGUAGAUCGGGAGGUGGUGGCCUGUGGGUGUCGGAACACGCGGCCGACGCCAUGCCGUUCUUGCACGGCUUCCGCAGGAUCAUCUUUGAGUACCAGCCCCUAGUGGACGCCAUCCUUGGCGCCCUGGGCAUCCAGGAUCUGGAGCGGCAGGAGCCCCUGGAUGAUUCUGCUUCCAGCGAGGAGAGCCGGAUCCUGGUCCUCACGGAGCUGCUGGAGCAGAAGGCUCACUCUCCAUUCUACCAGGAAGGCGUGAGCAAUGCGUUGCUGAAGAUGGCUGAGCUGGGCCUGACCCGGGCAGCUGCUGUCCUUCUGCAGAGUGGGGCCAACCUCAAUUUCGAAGACCCUGUUACCUACUACACAGCCCUGCACAUUGCUGUCCUGAGAAACCAGCCUGACAUGGUUGAGCUGCUGGUGCGCCACGGGGCUGACAUCAACAGGAGGGACCGGAUCCAUGAGAGCAGCCCCUUGGAUCUGGCCAGCGAGGAACCCGAACGCCUGCCCUGCCUGCAGCGCCUCUUGGAUCUUGGAGCAGAUGUCAAUGCAGCUGACAAGAAUGGGAAGACAGCUUUACUUCACGCCCUGGCCAGCAGCGAUGGUGUGCAGAUCCACAACACAGAAAACAUCCGGCUCCUCCUGGAGGGAGGGGCAGACGUCAAGGCCACCACCAAGGAUGGGGACACUGUAUUCACCUGCAUCAUCUUCCUGCUCGGUGAGACUGUCUGUGGGGACAAGGAGGAGGCCCCGAUGAUCAACCGCUUCUGCUUCCAAGUCACGCAGCUCUUGCUGGCCCACGGUGCCGACCCCAGCGAGUGCCCGGCCCAUGAGUCCCUCACGCACAUCUGCCUCAAGAGCUUCAAGCUGCACUUCCCGCUCCUCUGCUUCCUGCUGGAGUCCGGAGCCGCCUACAACUGCUCCCUGCACGGUGCAUCCUGUUGGUCUGGCUUCAACCUCGUUUUUGAGAGGCUCUGCUCGCACCCGGGCUGUGCCGAGGACGACAGCCACAUUGAGCUUCUGCAUAAGGCUGAGACCGUGCUGGACCUCAUGGUGACCAGCUCCCAGAGGCUGCAGCUGCCUGAGAACCUCAACAUCCACCCAGUGGGUAGCCUGGCAGGGAAGAUCCAGGCCCUUCAUGCCUCCCUGAGGCAGCUCGAGAGCUACCCGCCACCUCUCAAACACCUGUGCCGGGUGUCCAUCCGGCUGUGCCUGCGACCGUGGCCUGUGGACACCAAGGUCAAAGCACUGCCCUUGCCCGACAGGCUCAAGUGGUACCUGCUCAGUGCACACAGUGAUACCCAAGACACUUGCUGACAAGUCCCAGGGUGGAAUGAUCUGGGGUACCUGAAACCAGCCUGAGGAUAGACCUGGCACCUAUAAUGGCCUUUGGGGGAGGGGUCCCUUUUAUCUGGGAAAGGCCUGCCCUUUACUGCUAUGAAACCACUAGGGUGGUGCCCUGGAGGCCAAAGGCAUGGAAGGCUGCUCCAGGGAGAUCCCCGCCCCCUCCCUCUCAGUGUUUCACAAUGGGAGGGGCCAGUGCAGAUGGGAUACAGCUGCCCUCUGUAUUAGGAGCUGACCAGGCUGUGCACAGGGAAUGAGGCCCAGGCCCCUCAGAGCCCUGGCAGCUGUGGUUCGUCCCAUGGCGGAGGCACAUGCCUGGGGUUUCCCAGGACCAGUGCCAAAAAUCCUGGGCCAUUCAGUAAGGCCCUACCCAUUCAUUCUGCCGCCUCGGGUCUCAUGAUGCCUUUGAGGAGCUGGGGACAGAACUGAGGCGGCCACAGGCUGGUCUUCUGGGUUAGAGGCCUGCCCAGUCCUGUGGUGGUCAGGGCUCUGGCACUGUGGUUGGUGGUAGCUCUGCUCAUGCCACACCCAGGUCUCGGGGCUGGUGCCUUCUGUUUAAAGGCAUCACGAGCACAGCAGGAUUUAUGAGGGGCCCAGAAGACACUGCUGAGGCCUGAAGCUGGCUCCACUCUAGUGCCAAGCCCUCACGAGAUCUUCGCAGUCAGCUUGGCUUUUGGGAAUGAGCAGAGAUGAUUAAAUAUAUUUAUAAGAUUAAA